GUCAUAUUAUGAUGUAACUGGGUUCUGAUCAAUUAACCGUGCAAAGAGCGAGUCGGCUACAACAUGCAAUCAUAAUUACGGGGCAAGGUAAUAAGAGCGAUUUUAAAGUCACAAAGUUGUCAGAAAGUUAUUCUUUAACAGACGUUUUGCAUCAAAGUUAGUUUUUAGCAUUUUCGAAGUGUAUAGCUUAAUUUAAAAGAUACAGUCUUUAACGAGUAUUUAUUUGUCGCACCAAAGCUAUCCUUUGACCUCCUAAAGUCGUACGGUUGUACGGAACUAUUUUUUCAAGAAUUAUAUUUAUCCAUCGAAAAAAAUAGAAUGCCUAUUUCUUAACUCCUUGAAUAAUAAUGACUCUAAAAUCAUAAGGAUAAAAUUACUACUCUCGGAUCGUUUUGGAAUUUCGUCCUCUGAGAGAGGAUAAAAUUAGACGCUGUAUUUUUCCUGCGAUUUCGCGCUUCAAAUUGGCCGAUCACCUUUUGAUGCAAUUAUAUCGCGAAACGAGAUUUAUAUCGCGCGAAAUUUAUAUCGUGGCGUUAGACGGUGCACAUUAUAGUAGCAACGAGUCGCACACAGCUGCAACGUUUUAUUUGACCGCACGAAAGGCGAAGUUAAUUAAAGUUCGCGAGAGGGAUGGAGAUCGAUAUGAAUUAUACGCGGCAGCCGCGCGAAAGGAAGACGAAUGCCGGAGAUUUUCCAUUGUCAGAACUCGCCGUGAUGCUAGGUACGGAAAUUGUUAGCCUGAAAAAUAGAAAAUAAAUAAUCGAAAAAAGCCAGGAAAAAAUUUCGAUUUUUUUUCUACAAAUAUAGCUUCGUAACCGUGAACAAAUAUCGAAGAAAAUUAACGAAACUGCGAAAAUCAGAAAUUUUUUACAGAUCUGUAGAAAGAGAGAUGAAUUGAAAUUAUUUUCCGAUGCUUCAAUAUUAUAUCUCUAAAUAUUGUAUCUAAAAAUUUAUUAUUAUAUAACUUAUAACAACUUCAAGCACGCUUUACGUGGCUUGUCAAAUUCGGAUUUUAAUUAUCUGAUCAAUCAUUUGAGUGGAUUAUUCGCGUAAUGAGGCUCGUGUUUUUUUAUGUGUCGAAUUAUCUGGAGUAUCGAGGUGUCUCUGUUUUAACCGCGGUUCUCGUUGAUUAACACAAAAUCAUGUUGAUGUACGCGAGCGAAGAUUUUGGAAAUUGGCAGGCAGCCUAAGACCUUCUCUCUACAGGCGGCCGAUAGUAUUUUGGCCGCCGUCACAAUGGUGCCGUCGGUGUUCGUCUCGUCUCGUCAGUGCGAAGCGAGACUUUCGGAACGUGAAUAGAGGGCAAGAGUUGGGCCUCGCAGAAGUAAACCGCGAUUCGGCCGUCACGGUAGUUUCGCGGUGCCCCUCGUUCGAGUUGCGUUACAGACAGUCGUAAAUCCCGAGAUAAAGUGGCAUUACGUGAAAUUCUGAAAGUUUCUCGGAAAAACAAUUCCCUGCGGUAAUCGCACGACCGAUUCAAUGAUCGACGUUGCAUGGUGAAUUUUUUGAAAGUGGCAUGCGUGAAAUUUGAAAAAAAUUCCGCGAAAAUAGCUCCGGUGGCGAUUGCACAACCCGAGUCGAAUUACGGCGAUAAUUGGUCGAAGCUCCGCUCGGUGAAAAUCUUGUACAUUUUCCAAUUCUGAUCUAAUUCGAUCUGUUAGAUUGGUAAGAAAUCGUCGGUAGUGCGAUUUGCAACGCUGCAUCGCGUGACUCGGGGGCGAGCUGAGAAAAAUGUCGAUCAGAGGUGUGACCACUUCGGAGAGCGAAACGUUCCUCGGUUCCUUGCGCCUGUCGAAUUUUCUGAUCGAUCUGGAUGAAUUUUACGAAGGUAGCGAGAGCCCAGUUUUCGGCAUCGAGGGUGGUGCCAGCGGUGCAGCCGCUAGCACUGGCUUGAGACUUGCAUCCCACGAGUUGCCGAAUGAGAUUUCGGCACCCUAUGAAGUACCUCAAUUCCCGAUCGAACAGAUCGAGAAGAAGCUCUUGAUCCAACGACAACUGACAGUCAAAGCUGCAAAGGAUCUUGAGGAACGUCGCAGUCAUUACGAGCCGUCGCUGCAUACAGGCGUUCCCGAUGACAUCGAUCAUAGCUUUAAAAUCGAAGAAAAUGAUUUCGUGCCUCAUUUUCAACGAGUCUCCGUAUCCGGCGAGGACACUUCCGGAGUACCUCUGGAAGAUCUUCAAAGGGCCUCUAAGAUGUUGGUGCAGGCGUUGGCGAUACGCGAAAAAUACAUGAACAACUCCAAGCAGAGCUUCCCCACUAUUCCCUCUAGAUUCUUGCGCAGUAUCGAUAAACGGCCGCUCACCACGGACGAUGAAGUUCACCACGACGAUCGCAAGGCCAUCAAAGGGAAUGAGCUGCUGGAUAUUGCGAAUGAAAUCGAAGACACUCAAUCCGAAACGGACAUCGACGCGCUGAUCAAAAACAUCAGUCGGACAGGUCUUCCUAAUCACCCGGUACACGCGCCCGCCUCUCGGGGCGAUCCGUGGGAAUGCGAGUUUCCACCGACGAAGAACUACAAGAUCGUACCGGUCAACGGCGUGUUCAACCUGUUCGCGAGUGACGAGGACCUGGCCAACGGCAAGCCGCUCCCGUAUUCGUAUCCGGACCUGGCGACCUUCGUCCGGGACAUGAACCUCCUCUGCGUCAUGAUCGCCGACGGACCCUUGAAAUCCUUCUGCUACCGAAGACUGAGUUACCUCUCCUCCAAGUAUCAGCUGCACGUGCUGCUAAACGAGCUCAGGGAGCUGGCGAGUCAGAAGGCCGUGCCGCACAGGGACUUCUACAACAUCAGAAAGGUCGACACUCACAUACACGCGGCUUCAUGCAUGAAUCAAAAGCACCUGCUUAGAUUCAUCAAGAAAACGUUGAAGAAUCACGCCGACGAAGUGGUCACUUGUUCCAAAACCGGCGAGACCAUGACACUCCGCGAAGUCUUUCAGUCCAUGAAUCUGACGACCUACGAUCUGAGCGUCGACAUGCUGGACGUGCAUGCAGACAGGAACACGUUCCACAGAUUCGACAAGUUCAACGCGAAGUACAAUCCCAUCGGCGAGAGCCGCCUGCGUGAAGUUUUCCUCAAGACCGACAACUUUCUGAACGGCACGUAUUUCGCGCGGAUAAUCAAGGAGGUCGCGAGCGAUCUUGAGGAGUCCAAGUAUCAGAACGCGGAGCUGCGUCUUUCGAUCUAUGGCAAGAGUCCAGAGGAGUGGGACAAGUUGGCUAAGUGGGCGAUCCAGAGCGACGUCUAUUCGGAUAACGUGCGCUGGCUCAUACAGAUUCCUAGAUUAUACGAUAUCUUUAAGCUGAACAAGCUCAUGACGAACUUCCAGGAGAUUAUCAACAACAUCUUCCUGCCGCUCUUUGAAGUAACCAACGAUCCCAAUUCUCAUCCGGAGCUGCAUAAAUUUCUUCAAUACGUAAUAGGUUUCGAUUCCGUGGACGAUGAAAGUAAGCCGGAAAAUCCUCUCUUCGAUAAAGACGUUUGCCCACCCGCAGAAUGGGACGACAUAGAGAACCCGCCGUACGGAUAUUACCAGUACUACACUUACGCGAAUAUGACGGUCCUCAAUCACUUUAGAGCGGAACAAGGCUUCAAUACAUUUGUCCUGAGACCUCACUGCGGCGAAGCGGGACCAGUUCAACAUCUCGUGUGCGGCUACAUGAUGGCGGAGAACAUUUCGCACGGCCUAUUACUCCGAAAAGUUCCCGUUCUGCAGUACCUGUACUACCUGGCGCAAAUCGGCAUCGCUAUGUCGCCGCUGAGUAACAAUUCGCUUUUCCUCAACUAUCACCGUAACCCGCUUCCAGAAUACCUUGCUAGAGGACUGUGUAUAAGCUUGUCCACGGACGAUCCUCUCCAGUUUCAUUUUACCAAGGAACCCCUAAUGGAAGAAUAUAGUAUUGCUGCGCAAGUGUGGAAACUCAGUUCGUGCGACAUGUGCGAGCUAGCACGCAAUUCCGUACUCAUGAGCGGCUUUCCGCAUAAGAGUAAGCAGUACUGGCUGGGACCUAAUUAUACGAAGGAGGGGGUCGCUGGUAACGAUAUCACUCGGACCAACGUACCGGACAUACGAGUGGCCUAUCGAUACGAAACCUUGGUUGACGAACUGUCUAAUAUCUUCAAGGUCGUGGAGAAACCUGAGUCACUUCCGUUUUAAUAACCAAUUAUUAUUUGGAUUUUAAUCAAACCGAUGGGAAAAUGAUUAUCGUGAAAUAAUGUUCAACUCAACGAUCGACGAAUUAUGAUUAUUCGUAUGAUUUAUUCUUGUGAUUUCUGAUUUUUUUAUGUUGACUACAGAAUGUUUUUUUUUUUCGAACAUUCGCGAAUUCACAAGCAAAAAAAAAUUUUUUUAAAAAUAUAAUUACAAUUGCUCCUUUUCCUCUUGACACGUCAAGAGUAUAACUCGAGGAUAAAACUUUAACAACAUCGAUCGAAUUCAUAUAUUUUAGAUAAAGUACAAUAUCAAGUGAUCUAAAAACAUGUAUCUUAUAUAUCACAGACUUUUCAACGUGAAAAUGCACUUGAGAUAGUAAUAUGUAAUCGCGUGACUAACGGAAUGCGAGACUACCGUGAUUAUAAAUAGAUAAAGGGCCAAUGUAAUAUUUCGCCAUUACAAUCCUUUACUAAAUUAUGGAAUCAGUAUCUGAAUUGAUUCCACAAUUUAUUAUAAAAAUCCAUAAUCGUUGCUUAGACAAAUUAUGAACUUUACAUGUGUAUCGUUCAUCUUUCAUCCUUUUUUUACGACUACAAUCGCAAGAGUAAAUCAAUCAGAAAUUAUACAUAUACGUUGACCAAUUUAAUAAUAGCUGUUAGAAGAUAUUUCUUCUAUCGUUGCAACGUUCAUAAUAACACAUUAGGCGUACGUAAUUGUAAUACAAAGUACUAGGCUAGAAAAACGAAUAUUACGUUCAUUUACCUUGACGUUAAGCUCGUGAUAAAGUAAAUCCGUUUUAUCAUAUCUCGGCUGUGUACGGCGACAGCGGUACCUCUUUCUUGGAUUUUAGCUUUAUUUUCUUACAUUUUUGUACAUUUAUAUCGUAAUCGUGUAUGACGUUUAAUUGUUUCGACGAGCAAUUCAUACAGCUGGCUCGUAUGCGGAUAGUUAACUCGUGCCAUUGUACACCCUUCUCUCCAUACAGGUAGAUAGUGUAAAUAGGCGAUUAAUUUAAUUAGAUUGUAACUAAGGUAUUUUACGAGCUAUAAACAUGCGUGCCAAGGUAUCAUGCAACGAUAUACCUAAACAUGUCUCUUAUUAUUUUAGCUUUGUGGCUCUUUUAUGAUUUUUUGCGUCUGCCAUUUUCCGAGAGACCUUUCCGAACAACGAGCCGAAGUGGAUUCAAAUUAAGCGAUAUACGAUCAUCUAUAAACACUCGAAAACACUGUGCCCUAAAUACCGAAUUUAAAUUAAAUUGUUGCUAGAUAGAAAGAUAUAUAUUUAUUGUAAAAAAAAAAUAUAUAUAUAUAUACUAUAAAUAAACGGAAAUAUACUUGCAUCGUUAAAACCGAA
Molecule: messenger RNA, 5508 nt
Organism: Wasmannia auropunctata (little fire ant)
Lineage: Eukaryota; Metazoa; Arthropoda; Insecta; Hymenoptera; Formicidae
Gene: AMPdeam
Product: AMP deaminase 2
Exons: 14
Coding region: 1732-4158 (808 amino acids)
Biological process (GO): IMP salvage; AMP metabolic process
Cellular component (GO): cytosol
Molecular function (GO): AMP deaminase activity
Source: RefSeq, a predicted model, not a curated record